Messenger RNA from Numida meleagris (helmeted guineafowl), 13206 nucleotides. It is a transcript of the gene SREK1, whose product is annotated as splicing regulatory glutamic acid and lysine rich protein 1. Gene Ontology annotation, molecular function: RNA binding. The coding region runs from base 5900 to 7561 and encodes 553 amino acids. Gene Ontology annotation, cellular component: nucleoplasm. The transcript has 11 exons. The record is from RefSeq and is a predicted model, not a curated record. Lineage: Eukaryota; Metazoa; Chordata; Aves; Galliformes; Numididae.
GUGUGUUGAAUGUGAGGGAAUUCUUAUUGUUAAUGUCCUGAAUCUGAACGCAGUUCUGUGAAGCAUGGCCCUACUGUUGCUGAAUUCUAUGUAGACAAAUAACUGGAGUUUGGCAGAGCCCCAUUGACUUCACUGCGAUCCUUGUGGAAUUGAGCAUCUGCCCAUUUGAGUCUAGAAGACUUUUUACCUCACUGGAGUAGAAACAUUACAGCUGGUGAAGUGAAGCUGUCUUCACUUUAAGUAUGGUAGCUGUUUUCCAUGGAAAAAAAAAAUACCUCAAAUGAUUGAACCAUAAACUGCAACAAAUCCAGAAAUACUUGCUAUUAACGUGAGUUCUGUUACUUCGAGUCAGGUUUUGGUUUAAAAAAAGCUGUUGACUUCUUGGAGUUUGUUAAUAAUGAUCUCAGAGUACUGUUUUUUCCAUUCUUACUACACUGUGAUCUGAAUAGUGUAAGAUUAGCUGCAGUGAUCAUGAUCUGAGAUGUUCCUAGCAAACUCUUGACAAGUCUCCAAAAUGUCUUAGACUCUAAAACUACUCUAACUAAAGGUUAUACUGACCUAUAAUACACUGCCUAUUCUCAUAGCCUUUAGUAUGAGCACAUAUUUUUUGACUUUCUGAAGCCUAAAUUUUUAUGGGUUUUUUUAUGCCUUGCUUUGUGGCAUUUUUUGGUUUUAUUGUUUGAACUUACUGUUAAACCACAAGUGUGUAUUGCCCUAUCCACUUAAAAUUUUCGGUAGGCAAAUUGCCUGAAACAAGAACCCUGAUUGUUAAAAAAAUUGCCCCUAAAUUGUUGCCUGUAGCUUAUGCAGGUUUGUAGUUCUAUGUUUCAUCCAAAAGACCUUAACACUGGUUCAGUACUGCCAGAGAGGGAAGAUUGUCGCCUAAUGAAUGAACAGCACUUCCUGGUGUUUUUCUUGUGAUGAGAUCACUGCCUGACGUGAUAUGGCAACAGGCAGAUGACUAGACUGGCCAAGGCAGACCUGUUACACUUGCCUGAGUUAGGCAUUGUUUGCCAUGCCACUAAACCUGCCGUCAAGUGAAACCUUCAUGGGGGAAAUGAGAUCGAAGUCUGGCCUGCUGAAGAUGGACGCCUUGUCUCUGUUUUUAUUUUAUUUUGCUUUCUUUCCUUUGUUUUUUUUUUUUUAUUUUGUUUUAUUUUACUUUUAUUUUAUUUUGUCCCUUUUUGUUUUGUUAAUUCUCUUUCCCUUGUACUUGUGAACUGGUACUUCAGUUCUGUAAAAAUGGUGUUUUGUAAAGGGUUCACAGUGUUUCAUUUUGAAGUUGGACCUGAAGCUGCUUAUGAAUGGUGGAUGGUAUCCGCAAAGUGCGAUUAGCUGAGUUUUGUGCUGCAAAUUACGGAUAAAUUCCAUUCGGAGUACGUUCAAACAUCUGAAUUCAGCAGAUGAGCACACUGGUACAUAAGACUGGAAUAGUGAAAAAUAUAUGAGUUUUAAGAUGCAUUCUUUCAUAUGCUAUGCUUUGUCUUUUCCAAGAGGAAAUCAUAGUUAAAACUCUUACUUUCUGGAGACAUUAACUUUACAGAAUAUAGUCAUAAUCUUUCUCUGCUAUUUGUCCCUCUUCUUAGCAGAGUAGUUUUAUUUAGAUUGCAUGGUCUGUUUAAAAGAAGGCUUUCCAUUUAUGUCUAAUAUAAAGACUUUGUAAUAGUUAUUUCUGAAAUUGAAAUUUCAUGGAUAUUGAAUGUUUUGAAAUACUUGCUUCUGAUGAAAUCUUGCUUCGGUGAGGUUAGUGGCAGUAAAAUGUCAUCCUUUUUUACAGUUUUAGCAAAACUAUUUACCACUCAUAAGUACGAAUGCAGCCUGAGGUUUUGAUCAGAAUAUGUUAUGUGAGGCACAUUGUCUUUUAACACUGUUAUUUGUGGGAAGAUUGAAUCAGUUCCGUAUGCGUGUGAAUGUGUGUGUGUAUUGCACUUAUACACACUUCAGUGGUUGUUAUCUGAAGAAACUGCAUUUCUUUUUUUAAAAGUCUUCUCAGCCAUUGCAUAAGCCCUGGCAGUUGAUGCUGGAGUGAUUGAGAAGGUUGUCAUCUCUAGGUGAUGUUCUUACUUCUCUCUUGUGAAACUGAACCCCUGAAGCAGUAACGAUGGGCCAGGUGGUGUGUCUCAUCCUCAAGCACUACUCUUCUCAGCUAAGUGCAUUAAUAGCGAUUGGUUUCACUUUGGUAAUGCACCAAGCUGUGAACUGGGAAGAGCUUUACUUCAUGAUCUCUCUCGGAUUUAUCUGUGGCAGUUGAGGUAAUUGCCAAUAGUUUUAAUCUCUUUAAUCACUGCUGCUAAAUCCAAUAAGAAUCAUGAACUGGAUCACACAGAAGUUAUUUUGAAGUGUGCAUUUGCCGCUGACUUAAUGUAGCAGGAAAAUAACAACUGUUUUAAAUUAUGUUUAAAGUAGAUGUGAGCAGAGGUAUUUUUAAAACAGACAUACUGCUGAGGCUGUUCUACAGGGAGGAUUAAGCAUGUACUUCAACAGGAAAUUAUUUUCUUCCACGCACAUGGAAGGGAAUAAAAGUGUUACGUGUGCUACCUGCUUAACAGAAACAUCUCUCUGGAGCAUUCAGUAAAAUGGUUUCUGCUGUGAACAGGUUGGCUAAGACUCAUAAGUCCUUCAAUGAUACGAAAAAGUAACAAUUGUAAGGUGUAUUCAGAACAAGACCGCUUUCCCUGAGGUACUUCUAGGCAGCACGCGGCUGAUCCACAUUUGCUUCCAGAUCCCUUUGCAAAGCAGAGAGGAAUUAAGUAAAUGGUCAUAGAAUCUAUAAUUUACUAAACAAUCAGAAGCAUCUAAGAAAUAUUUCUGCAGAUGUGAUAUAUAUAUAUGUGACAUAUUUAUCUGUUUCCAUUAUUAGAAAAGAAAUAUUUUAGCUCAUUUCCGUUUAGCUUGAGUUUCAAAGCGUGAGUUUUAAAACCAAAUCAGCUACUCUUGAAUAGUUUUUCAAGUGUCCUAAUUUGUUUUUUCAGAAGUCACUUGUUUUGUAUCUCUUUGGGCUCAUAUUCUCUUAUAAGUAAAUUUAUUGAGAAAAAGCUCCAAAAUGUAAAGGCUGUUUGUAACUUGACAGGUUAGUUGGCCUCACGUAUUGAUUUGUUGAAGAAGGUAGAUUUGCCCCUAGUUUAUUUUCUAUAAAAUUGUUUUAAAGUUUGAACUGAUCUUCAAAGCUGGAGGAAGAACCUGUGAAAAGGCAGUAUUUCUGGAAAAAAAGAAAAAGGCAGAUUUUCAUGGUUCUCUUUAUGGAGAUAGACCCUUUCACAUUCUUGAAUAAAAUGCACGAGCAGAUCUUUCUUUGUAGUGUGGAACUGACCAACUGGAUUUUCUAUUAAAACAAAACAUUACAUUGUUAGGCACCCUGAUUAUUCUGGAAAUAAUGCUGCUAGCUUCUUAUUUAGGCAUGUGUACUCUUCAUUCUUUGAACUGCUGUUAUAGGUGGCUUAACUGAAAGUGCUCACCUGAUUCCUUAAGCAGUGUUUGAGCAAAUGAAUAGUUCUUGUUAUUUCAGCAAGAUGGCCUGUAUGCUUAAAGUUUAGGGUCGCAUUUAAUUUUCUGAAUUUAACUCACUGUCUGUUAAUUAUGUGCCUAACUCAGUUCGAAUUUCAAACGACUAAAUGCCUUAAGCAUCUGAAAAAUAUAUCUGGUUAUGUGUGUAUUGAAUCAGCUGUAUGUAAGUGCAUACUUAAAUUAGGCAUAUGCUUAUGUAUGUUGCUGGCCAAGGAUAAAAAAGAGAAUGCAGACACACCAUUUUAGGAGCCGUUUUUGUCACUGAAUGAGCCAUGUCUGUUGAUUCUAUGGAAACCUGCAUGAGGACACAGUUAAUUGCAAGAAGCUGGCUGUUCAUGAAAACGUCAGGUAGUUAAUGGUCUAGUUCAUCAAUCAUCUGAAAGUACUUCAAUACUUUGAUUUUCAGAAGAACUGGUAUAUAAUUAUAUGCCUAAUUUGCAUGCACUGUUACUAGGACUGUAUAUUUGAAAGCCUGUUUAGUUAGCUAUGUAGUAGGCAGGAUAUGCAGUGGGAUACCCAGUUCUUGUGAGCAGUCAGGCAGACCAGGUGCACCUCUUCUUGCAUGCCUGACUUCAUAAUGAGUGCUGAACAUUGUGAUGACUCAGAUUCAUGCAUGUUUUUUAAAAAGCCCUGGAAGACAUUACUGCACAGUUAAUUCUUGAGUGCUAAUUAUUUUCCUAUUUUUCUCCUUUAGAUAGAAAAAUCAAGUGGUUUGUUACAUGUUAAGGAGCAAGGUGCCUCAAAACUAAACAUAAAUAAAAUAAUGUAAUUAGGAAGCAUGAGAGAAAAAUGGGUACUGUUACUUUAUCUUUUCUAUUCCAUAUAUGCUACAUAUUAAUUUAUUUUCAUUUAGAUUUAUUUUGUUCUUUGGUCACAUCCAGUUGUAACCCAGUCCUUGCUGCAGAUCUAUAGUGCUGGUUUGCAAUACUUUUUUUUGUCUUUAUUUUUUUUAAGUAGUAUGAUUCCAUUGGGUUUUAUUGAAACUCGUAUAGUUAAAACUACACAGUGUUUUGAAACUUACCAAGUAUUUUGCUUUUUUAUGAGAAUAUUAAUAUUCUAAUUUUCUAAUGUUGAAGUCGGAAAUUAACAGAUAAAACAUACACCGUUUUUUUCAAAGAAGAGUCUUGUAGAUGCUUUGACUAUUAAAAAAAUGUUUAAAGGAAGACUUUAUGAAAAUGCAUGUGGUAAUAACAGAGGGCUCAGUAGUUAGUGUAUAUGCAGUUAUCCCAGGAAUUUUGAAAAUGUGAUAAUCAAAACCUGGUAUAAGCAGAAGUUGCUGCUGUAGUUUUUCUUUUGAGUGUUUAGUGUUUGUACUAGUUUGGACCCCUUGGCAUUUCAAAUUUAAUAGACACAUUUAAUUGUUUAAUCUAUUACAUUACUAUUAAUCUAUUACAAGUUUUAAUUUUUGAAGAUUUUAUGGUGUUAAUUUAGCAGUUGUAUUACAACUAAACUUGAAUGAAACCUGUGUUUAGUACAGAUUACUUAUUAUUUAAACUGUUAGCAUGACAGGGAGAAUAUAAUCUGGUUGAAAUGGUACAAAAUACUUAGUUUAGGAAAAUAUGGCUUGCUUAGGUGAUCAGUUGUGAUUUUCUUCAGCCUCAUUAAAUUUACAGCUAAUUCAUGAAAGUUUCAGAUAAACUGAGAAGACUUAAAAUGUAAGACAAUGCAAAUCUAGGUUUUUCUUCCUUCCCAUACCCCCAAUUUCACUUGCAAUGUGUAUUGUUUUGAGUCACAGUAGCUUUUAUUUAAUUUUUAUUUUUACAUCAAAAGUAGGCAGCAUCAAAGUAGAGAAAAGAGCACAAAUUUCAGUUAGCUCAUACAUGUUUUUUCUUUUUUUUUUCUUUUACUGAUUUGGUUAUUUGCCAUUUCUGGGGAUUAAACUUUAAAAAAUGUUCUUCUUUUCUGUAUCUGAUGUUCUGUGUGCUAUUAGUGAUGCAGCCAACACGAACGGUUGUCAUGUGUAAAACAACUUUCGAUCACCGUGAAAGCACCGCCCUGGGAAAGCGUCCAUGCUUGAUAUCGUUUGGUUCAUGAACAUUAAGUUUCCAGUACAGGUGACCCAUAGCUCAAAGUGUUAAAUAAUUGUGUACAUAUUCAGUUUUUAUAAUAAUGAUCCAUUAAUGAGAUUGCUAGUCUUUGAAGUUUUUCUCACUUUUGUUUUUCCUAGUAGGGCAGGGUAAAAGGAAAAUCUUAAGUUCUUAUUUGUUUCUUUGUAAGGAUCUGGUAGAUAGAUUCAUUCUUAUUUGUUACCUUUUUAAAUGAAGGGUAAUUGUAAAAUAAUGGUAAGAGUAACAUUUGUGUAGUGUUCCAGCUCUGUGUAACGCUUUCACUUGCUUCUUCAGGUAAAAUCCCAGAUGAAGCCAAAGCCCUUUCUCUAUUGGCACCUGCUCCUACUAUGACAAGCCUGAUGCCUGGUGCAGGGUUGCUUCCAAUACCUACACCAACACCUUUAACAACACUUGGUGUUUCACUUGGCACUUUGGGAGCAAUACCAGCAGCAGCAUUGGACCCUAACAUUACAGCACUGGGAGAAAUACCCCAGCCACCCAUAAUGGGGAAUGUGGACCCAUCCAAAAUUGAUGAAAUCAGGAGAACAGUAUACGUUGGAAAUUUGAAUUCACAGACCACAACAGCUGAUCAGCUGCUUGAAUUCUUUAAGCAAGUUGGAGAAGUCAAAUUUGUGCGAAUGGCGGGUGAUGAGACUCAACCAACACGGUUUGCUUUUGUGGAAUUUGCAGACCAAAAUUCUGUACCUCGAGCUCUUGCCUUUAAUGGAGUUAUGUUUGGAGACAGGCCACUAAAAAUAAAUCACUCCAAUAAUGCAAUAGUGAAGCCUCCUGAAAUGACACCGCAAGCUGCUGCCAAGGAACUGGAAGAAGUGAUGAAGAGAGUAAGGGAAGCUCAGUCUUUCAUAUCUGCUGCUAUUGAGCCAGAGUCUGGAAAGAGCAGUGAAAGAAAAGGCGGUCGAUCUCGUUCCCAUUCUCGUUCAGAAUCCAGGUCUAGCUCAAAAUCGCGAUCUAGAAGGAAAAGAUCACAUUCAAAACACAGAAGUCGGUCUGGCAACAGAUCACUCUCAAGACACAAGGACAGACGCAGAUCCAGAAGUCCCAUGAAAAAACGGUCUAGAUCUAGGGAAAGACGGAAAUCAAGAAGUCGAUCUCGUUCUCGGGACAAGAAAAGAGACAAAGAAAAGGUCAAGGAAAAAGAAAAGACCAAAGAAAAGGAGAGAGACCGAGACAAGGAGAAGGAAAGAGAUCGGGAUAGAGACAAAGAAAGGGAAAGAGAGCGAGAUAAAGAGAGAAACAGGGAUAAAGACAGGGAGAAAGACAAAGAGCGAAACAAAGAUCGAGAGAAAGUCAAAGAUAAGGAUAGAGACAGGGACAAGGAAAGGGAAAAGGAGAAAGAUGAGAAGGAAAAAGACAGGGAAGAUGUAGAUCAGAACAAGGAAAAAGAUGAUGACAAAGAUGGGGAGAAGGAUAGAGAAAAGAUGAAGGAUAGGGAGGGAGAUAAGGACAAGGGAGGGGACAAAGAGAAAGACAGAGAAAAGGAGAAAGAUGGGGAUAAGGAAAGGGAGCGAGAAAAAGAGAGAGAUGAUAAAAAGAAGAAAGAUAAGAGAUCCAGAACUCCCCCAAGAAGCUAUAGCUCUUCACGAAGAUCGCGUAGCUCCAGCAGAGAAAGGCGCAAGAGGAAGAGUAGAAGUCUUUCUAAGUCUCCUAAAACGUCCAAAGCAACAAAAAGGAAGUCUUCACGAACUCCUUCUCCAAGGAGAAACAAGAAAGAAAAAAAAAGAGAAAGGGAUACAAAUAAUGAAGGAAGAGAAAGAGAACGCUCAACCUCCAAGAAAAAAAGUAGUAAAGAAAAAGAGGGAAGGGAGAAAUCUGACAAAAACACCACUGCUUUGAAGGACAAAGAUCACACUAAAGAGGAUCAGAAUUCAGAAACUGACAAGGAUGUAGACAACAGAGAUACGCAAAGGACAGAUGAAGUCAAACUUCAGCAGAAUGGAAACUGUCAACCAAACGAAGAUAACCUUUCAGUUAAAAUGGAAGAGGUUUAAAGCAAAGGAUCAACCUCUGACUCAACUAAGGAAUGAAAUCCAAAGCUUCUUAUUUCCCAGAAUGAGGAAGAAAAUGUCAAAGCAAUCAACCUGACCAUGAUGAUAGUACUAGUAGCUCUUCCAAUUCUUGUGAUAGCUUUGUUGUCUUCUUGCUGUAAAGCAGGAAAGCACGGACCAGUAGUUAUACCCUGAAAAGGCAUAUGCCAUCAGAACUGUUAAUCUCUGAAACUCCAUGCAUUUCCACGAUGGCUGUACUUGUUGGUAAAAUGAUUUAUGUUAAGUUUUGCCACAGGCUGUUAAAUAGGAACUGAAAGAAGUAAACCUGUACUACCCCUAAAGAACAAACAAACAAACAAACAAAAAAAAACAAAAAAAACCUGAAGAUAAACAUUGAACAUUGUUUUAAAUUGUUGCUUGUUGAUGAAUUUUGUGUUGUUUUACUUUGUGGGUUAAAAAGUCCACAGAAACUUCAAUGUGUACUUUUUUAUGUGCUUGGAAAUGGUGCAUAAAUGUACACGCUUCCUUUUGGUGUAAAUGACAACUGUAGGAAAAGUUUUUAUGGUUCUUUGAUAUAUGCCCAAUGGCUAGUACGUUCUUCAUUUGCUCAGUGCUUGAGAUUUGUGCGUUUUAUUAUUUAAAAUAAUUUCUUAUUAACACCCCUAAACUCAGUGUUUGCUUAAAGUAUUUGAACAAUGCAUGCUACUUUCCUGUUCCUAAAAGGAACAUUGCCAUGUAUGAUGAUAAUAGGUUAGCUUAUUGAGUUAUUUUCAGGUUGUUUUGUUCUGUUGUUUUCUUCUGUUCCAGAAUUGAGCACAUCUAUAUAUUAAGAUAACUUAAGAGCUUUGUUUUUUGACAUGUACUGCAGUGUGUCUGUUCGGCUGGAAAUAUGUUCAGGUGCCAUUAUGAAAAUAAUUUUUUUCUUACUUGUUAAAAAAAAUGAGAGCACAAGCAUAAGCUUUAGUGCCUUCUUAAAAUGUGGUAUUUUCUAGAAAUAUAUAUGUGCUAUUACUCAUUUUCAGCUGAAUCUUGCAUCAUCUCUAUUGCUGUUUUGCCACCACCAUACUCUAGACAAGAAUGCAAGUGAUUUUUCAGAAUGGAUGUUUAGUUCACUUAAGUACUACAGCUUCAUUUACACAUUUCUUUUUAAUUUUUAGAAAAGAUACAGUGAAAGCAAUGAUGCAUUUUGGGGACCACCACUGUACAAAUAUAGUAGCUGAAUACAAAGUAUUUUCUGAACACCUGCAUCAAAGGCAGCCCUUAAGAUAUUUAGUUACAUUUGGAUGGCCUUAACUGUUACCUCUCCAUCAUUUUCUCUGAUACCCAUCAGGUGUUACAAAAUGAAUUGUAUGCAGAGCUGGGGGUGGAAAAUACUUGGGGAAGAAAUGUUCUAAUUUACAUAGGAGUUAUAUGCUAGAGAAUCUUUUUUCAUUCUUUGGUGAGAAAGCAUGUAAGAAGCAAAUGACAAAGCAAGUAUUUUUUUCAAGUAAAACCAUAAUUUGUGCUCUCUGAACUAAUAUAACCAGUUUCAUUGUUGUGAGAUUUUGUAAGAGUCGUAUUUACAAACUUCCUUAUACGUAAAAUCAGGUAGAUUAUACACCUUAUUACAAUCAAAUAAAUUAAUUGCCUUACCUCAUGGAAGGAGUUUCUUUCAGUUAAAAAAGGCUUAGUAGAAUAUUAGCAGUUUGCUUUCAAUUUCCUUUUCUUUUGUGUAGUUAAUUCUUAUUAAAAUAAUUAAAAAAACAUAUUACAGGGAAUGAAAAAUUUGCCCAAUUCCUAAGGUAAUGAAACCUAGUUUGAUUGUGAAGCUGCUUAAUCACUCUUCAUUUUUGAUAGGAUUUAGUGUUCUUGCCACUGUGUACAUUUAAGACUAUAGAAAAUGCUUUACCAUGUAAAGUAUAGGCAGUCAUUUUUGUGAUGUUUAAGCCACAUGCUGUUGGUUGGUUAACAGCUUAUUCUGAUAAGAGAAUGACAAAUCUGUACACUUAAAGAAAGGUUGUGAAGGAUUGUGUCUUGCAACAACAGCUGUCUUAUUUAUGAUGUGUAAGUAGCAUAGAGCAAAGAGGUUGUUUGUAUACUUGUUAUCUUUGUUACCAUUUCAUUAAUAAAAUUAAGUAUUUUAGAGGGAAGUUUCUGCUGUUACAUACUUCUUAAAGAAACAUUUUUAGUUGGUCAUCAGAUCUUAUUCAGGCAGCUUCUUUUGAUUUAAAAUGUGGAUACAAGUUAAAAUAUACCUGUAUUAUUUAUAAUAUCUUUGAAAAGAUAAGUUACUCCUUCUCCAGGAAAAAUUAGAAUUUUUAUAGUAUAUCAUGUUUCAGCUGAUCCUAGUUUGAUUUUCUGAGUUCUGUUAUCCUGAAUUUGCGUAGUCCUAUUAUAUAUAGCAGUUACAGAAUAUGUAGAUGGUUGUGCAGUUAGUGAAGAAAAAUGCCUUUGAAAAUUUGUAGGUAAGGAUGGCAGCAUUACUAGCUAAUAUAUCAUAUAUAUAUGCAACAUAUUAAGUUAUAUUGUAUGUGAAUUAAUAGUCCCUUUAAAAAGUUUUGAGAAAGGGGAAAAAAAAAUACACCAAAUACACACAUUUUCUCCCCACCCCAAACUGUGUUUUCUUACAAACACUGUAUUUUCUGUUUUGCCUUGUAAUACUGUGUAGUUCUGUGAGGAUAGUUGUAUGUCUUUAUAUUAGGUGUUUAAUGGUUCCCUUCUUUGUAAAAACAAACAAAACAAAACAAAACAAAAAAACGCCACCAUUAGAUGAUUAAUGUUCUGUAGAACACCCAUCACCACAGAGGGCAGACCAUUUUUUAAAGCAGUACUGGAACACAGUAGCAAAAUUCCUGCUUGCUCUGCCAUGAUUGUGCAUUUGACCCAUUAAAUGCGUCUGUCUUCCACAGGAAGUUCAUGCCUUCAUCAUAAUGCAUUUGCAUGCUGAGCUGCUGUGUCAGGUAGUUUGCUUUUGCACUUUUAUGCAUUAAUAAAACUGAGUGAGGGUUUUGAGAACAGCAUAGUUUGUGAUAGCUGAAUUGUUUUAGAUGUAACUUCAUUUAACUUGGCCUUUGGGUUCUGCCUACCCAUUAGUCGCUUGCUAUUUUUAAUUUUUUUUUAUGUCCAUUUCAGAUAGGUAUAACUGAACUAGCUUUAGUUAACCAGCUGGCUAACAGCAGCAACCUUUAUGAAAUGAGUUGACCAUUUGAGUGGUUUACUCCUCUGCUACAGUAAAUUCUGCGGUCUGUAUCAUGCUCUGUGUUGCUUGCAAUUUGUUUGCGGGUGUUUUCCAGCUUAGUUAUGUGUAAGGCAAUAAAUUUAAUUUUGAAUUCUGCAGAUCUAUUUGUUAAUGGUAGCUUCUCUGUUUUACCUUCAGUUUGUAGUAGCAAUUACAUUUAGGAAUUUCUGUGAUACUCUUUUGGUUUAAGCAAGAGAUAAAAAGUAAAGGCUGCCUUGUAUGACACAAAUUCUUACAUGCUGCAUACAAGUCUCUGUUACUAUUUUCAGUUACUCUAUUUAAUUAACAUUUAUAACCACUGAAAGCAGUAGUGCCAUAGUGGUAUAUAUAUUCUUUAUUCUUAAAGCUGAAGCAUCCCUGUAUCACUUUCUUUUUGUAAAUUUGUAAUGAAACAUGCAUUUUAAUUUUGCAAGCCAUUCACUUCAAGGAAAAAAAAUAAAAGACAAAUUGUCUUGUGUUUCAGUGUGAAAAUGGAAUUCUAACAGUAAAACCAAUAAUUUCUAAGUACAUAAAUUCUGCACAGUGAAGUACUGCAAAUCGGGGCGUGUUAUGGAUCCAAUUUGACACCUGAUGAUACUUCAGGUUUUAUAUCAAUUAAUUAUUAUUUUUGGUGUUGUCAUAAUUUUAAAAGCAAGGUCUGGAUGUAGUGACACAAAUACUGAGAGCUGUAAGUGGCUAAAAUAAUGUAAAUCUGUAGAUGCUUAGUUCAGAGAGAUCUAGUUUUCUCACCAGUGGAUAGAGUGUGGAUAGAUGGAAUUCAUAGAUAUUCUUUGUGUUAUUACAACCUAAAAUUUGAUUUUGUUUGCUAAUGUCUAAACAGAAAAGUUCUCAGCCUGUAUGUGAAGUUUAUUUUUAUAUGGUGAAAUAUGUAAUUAAAGUAAUACUGAAAGCAUUGUAUAAAAGGGAUUUCUUUUGCCUAAUGUCAGAUAAAUUCAUCUGUGUUUAAUUUUAAACUCCUUGACAAUGUCUCUGUAUGUAGUAUUUAUUUUCAUUUAAAAUUCAAGAAUGCUUUGUGUAUAGGUAAGCCCCAUCAUGGGAUCUGAGCACAUUGGUAUGCAUUUUCCUCAGUAGUCACUAAAGUAUAAAACAGCUUAAGAAAGGUGUCUGAUAAUAUGUGCAGACAGCUCCUUUGGCCACUGUAUGAGAGCACUUCUCUUAAGGCUUCAGUUCUGUGCUGAGUAAAUAAAACCAUUGAGGAGCUAUCUAUGAAUUCCAGUUUUCAAGAUGUUGUCCAAAACCAGGAACUCUUACUAUCCAAGAGGGCUUAAGAAAAAUUUGUCAUGGCUGUUUUACAGUUUUUGAGAUUAAUACAGGAGGACAGUGAAGUAAAAAUGAGAUUUUAGCUGUUUAUUUUCUUCUGGAGAGGUGCAGUUUACACUUUAUUUGGUUUCACUGCAUUUUUUUUUUUUACUGUAAGAUAAACGAGUGCCAAAUUUGAUGCAAGACUUAAGAUUGGAGUACAAAAUAUGUUCUAACUGUGCGAAGGAGAUUUUUCUUCUCACAUAGAGGUUAUCUGUCUUUCUUGGUCAGAAAGACUUAUCAGCAAUGGAAAAAGUCAUUUAAUUUUACUGUCACUCAGUCCUUGAUGUCCUUAGCUGACAGUUAAGUAGCUCUUAUAAUGCAGAUAUUAGUGCGCUAGGUAACAAAUCUGUAACAAUUCCUAAAGGAUUCUUAAAGGAUGUUUUAAUCUAAUGACUAUAGUAGUAGUUUAGUUUUGAACUAUUGAGAACAUUGACACAUUGAUACAAUAAUAACUCAGAUCUGCUUUAUCAGAUCUGUUUUUAUUUACAGUAGAAUUAUGCAAAUGUACUUUCUGUCUUUGUGUUCAAUAGUUAAAUGUCAAAUACAUUUAGGGAGUGGUAAGGGGAUAAAGAUAUUGACAGGAAGCAAGCAGAUUUCUUAGAAGACUAAGUUGCUGUACUCAGUAAAAUCUUCUUUAGCACAAAGAUUUAAAACCGCUGCUACAGUGAUGGGUAAAUCAUGAUCUACUUAGAAGCUAGUACUUCAUAAAUACAUAAUUUUCAUAAUCAUUUGAUCAAAGGAAUGAAUGAUCUGCUCUAGGAACAUCAGGAGAGGAAUUUAACUUGCAUAGUUAAUGUAGCUUAUCCGUAGAUCGUUUCUGGUGUUUUUCUCAGUGAUACAGGAGCCAUGAUAAGUUUGUUUUACACAGCACGUAUCACAACCUGUGCUUUAAUGUGCCUGGGUACCCUGUGCACUACAGCAGCAAAAAUAUUACUGCCCCUCCUCUAAAUCUGAUGUUUUGUUAGUAAAGGAGGCCUUUUAAGUUUAAUAAAUGUAUAUCUAAGCUUGCUCCGUGUUAGUAGAAUAUAUUUUUGCAUUAUUGAAGCAACUAUGAAAUGGUACAAGUAAAGAAAUGUCAACUGCUGCUAUUACGUUGUUAUUUUUGUGAAUAAACAAUGUCCCAAAGUUU